UUACCUACUUUGAAAUUUCUCAGUCCUUUCUGUUUAUAUAUAUAAUAAUUUGAGCUAAAGAUAAGAAUAGCCCUUGAUUACGUAGUCCAUGCUAAUCUGAUAUAAAUUUAGCAUGUUUGAACUAGUGUUGUUAGAGUUAACUUAGAGAUAAAACAAAAGCGAUGGCGCCACAGGUGAAAGCUGAUGAAUUGGUGCCACAUCCAGUGAAGGACCAAUUGCCAGGAGUUGAUUAUUGUGUUAACAGCAACCCUUCGUGGCCGGAGGCCAUUAUUCUGGGUUUUCAGCACUACAUCGUUAUGCUGGGAACUACUGUUAUUAUCCCGACUAUCGUUGUUCCUCAAAUGGGUGGUGGCAAUGAGGAGAAAGCUCAAGUAAUUCAAACUUUGCUCUUUGUUGCUGGGCUGAAUACUCUUUUGCAGUCUUUGUUCGGAACCCGGCUUCCUGUGGUGAUAGGUGGAUCAUUCACAUUCAUAAUUCCAGCUACUUUUGUUGCAUUAUCAAGUAGAUACAAUACAUAUCUUGACCCUCGCGAGAGGUUUAUACAUUCGAUGAGAGGAAUGCAGGGAGCUCUGAUGAUUGCAUCCAUACUUCCCAUAUUAAUUGGCUUUCUCGGACUCUGGAGAAUUGUCAUAAGGGUCCUAUCCCCUCUCUCUGCAGCUCCACCGGUGUUGCUUGUAGGCCUUGGCCUAUAUACGCAUGGUUUUCCGCUUCUGGCAGAAUGUGUUGAAAUUGGUCUUCCAGGGUUAAUAAUACUAAUAUUGUUGUCUCAAUACAUUCCUCACAUGUGGAAAUUAAAGCGUCCCAUCUUUGAACGAUUUGCUGUCCUAUUAUCAGUUGCUAUAGUGUGGGCAUAUGCAGCAAUUCUCACUGUGACAGGUGCAUACAACAAUAGACCUCCACAGACUCAAUUCAGUUGCCGUGUGGAUCGGUCUGGGCUCAUCAGUGGAGCUUCAUGGAUAAAGGUACCUUAUCCAUGGCAAUGGGGUGCUCCGAAAGUUGAUGCUGGAGAUGUCUUUGUAAUGAUGGCUGCAGCUUUGGUUUCUCUUGUCGAGUCUACUGGAGCAUUUAUAGCAGCUGCAAGAUAUGGAAGUGUAACACAUACACCGGGUUCAGUAAUUAGCCGUGGUGCUGGUUGGCUGGGAUUAGGCAUUUUGCUGAGUGGUCUAUGGGGAACUGCAAGUGGAUCUACAGUGUCAGUUGAAAAUGUAGGUCUUUUGGCAAUGACUCGAGUUGGAAGCAGAAGAGUGAUUCAAAUGUCUGCAAUAUUUAUGCUUUUCUUUUCCGUGUUAGGAAAAUUUGGAGCUGUUCUAGCUUCCAUACCUCUGCCAAUUGUUGGAGCUUUGUACUGUGUCAUGUUUGCCUUCAUGUCUUCUGCUGGUCUUGGAUUACUUCAAUUUUGCAAUCUCAACAGCUUCAGGACUACAUUUAUAUUAGGUUUGUCUAUCUACUUGGGUCUUUCUGUGCCACAAUACUUCAAUGGUUAUGUGAUAACCACUGGUGAUGGUCCCGUUCGCUCUGGCUCUGCCUGGUUUAACAAAAUAAUGCAAGUAAUCUUCACGUCUCCUGCCACAGUGGCAGGAAUUGUGGCAUUGUUCUUGGACUUAACUCUUGCUCGAAAACAUGUCAACACCAAGAAAGACAGUGGAAGGCAUUGGUGGGCAAAGUUCAAGCAUUUUGACAAAGAUCCUAGAAGUGAAGAGUUCUAUUCUCUCCCUUAUGGCCUUUCCAAGUACUUCCCCUCAGUAUAAAUAUAGUACCACUAUUUUUAUGUUUAAGGAAAGAAAUAAUACAUGUCAAUUGAAGUGGCGCCUUUGGAAUGUGGGUAGGGCUCCUAAGUGACGUGUAAACUUUUUCUGGUCGAGUACCGGACAUGAAAUGAUAUUUCAUUUAAUAUUUAUGUAAAGUAUAUGAUGCUGCUAUUAGAUGGUCA
Messenger RNA from Solanum tuberosum (potato), 1930 nucleotides. Its product is annotated as nucleobase-ascorbate transporter 4-like. The transcript has 14 exons. The record is from RefSeq and is a predicted model, not a curated record. NCBI's taxonomy places the organism in Eukaryota, Viridiplantae, Streptophyta, Magnoliopsida, Solanales, Solanaceae. Gene Ontology annotation, molecular function: transmembrane transporter activity. Gene Ontology annotation, cellular component: membrane. Gene Ontology annotation, biological process: transmembrane transport. The coding region runs from base 162 to 1748 and encodes 528 amino acids.